GAGUACUGUAGAUCACAAAGAGGAGGGGACUCGACAGACCAGUUUACAUUCUCACCGUAGAAACGGGCGAGCGCGCGCCUCCGACGGUUCAGCCAGUGUGCAACGCGCGGUCUCUCGCGCAAGCCAAGAGCCGCUCACUUCUCUCAGUUAUACUCCCUAAACGCCGUCUCCUGACUGGAAAGCUCUUGGUGGAAACUAUUCUUUUUUAUUAUUUAUUUAUUUUUGUUUUUUAUGUGAACGUACUCUUGUAUUUCCCGCAAGUGACACCGCUCGAGUUAUCAGCAAAACGAGAACUUAUCCAUUUCCGCGUGUACUAACGCACACAGAUGCGAGGAUGCGCUUUCCCACUUGAGGGUUUAGAACCGUGCCAUGGUUUUGACCCGGGGUUUCCUCAUGGAAAUGAGCCUACAGGGGUUUUCAUGCGGAAGCUGUUCUCACAGAGUCGCAUGCGUGUGCUGAUAUAAAAGGGCUCACAGCAGGAGAAGUUUAUCACAGACACACAGGACUGCCAGAGACGCUGUUCUUCUAUGGGUACAUGAAUCUGAGUUCCAGCGGCCAGAUGCCUGUGAUGGAGGAAGUCGAUACGAACGAGAGCAACGGCAUGGCGAAGAGAGUUGCUCUCAUCAGCUUCCUGUCGCUGGUCAUGCUUAUGAGCGUCCUGGGAAACCUACUGGUCAUGGUGGCUGUCUGCAAGGACCGGCAGCUCAGGAAAAUUAAGACCAAUUACUUCAUAGUGUCACUGGCCUUUGCUGACCUGCUGGUAUCAGUGCUAGUGAUGCCGUUUGGGGCCAUCGAGCUAAUCCAUCAGAACUGGAUCUACGGCGAGACGUUCUGCCUGGUGCGCACCUCGCUGGAUGUGCUACUCACCACUGCCUCCAUACUGCACCUGUGCUGCAUAUCUCUGGACAGGUACUAUGCCAUCUGUUGUCAGCCUCUGGUCUACAGGAACAAAAUGACACCUCUGAGAGUUGCUCUUAUGAUAGGAGGAUGCUGGAUUAUCCCAACUGUCAUAUCGUUCUUACCAAUUAUGCAAGGCUGGAACAGUAUUGGAAUAAAUGAUCUGAUAGAAACGCGGAAGUUCAGUGGCAACUCCACGGUGUGUGUGUUCAUGGUGAACAAGCCAUAUGCUCUCACCUGCUCUGUGGUGGCCUUCUACAUCCCACUGGGUCUGAUGGUGCUCGCCUACCAACGCAUCUAUGUGACGGCACGUGAACACGCCCGUCAGAUCAGCAUGCUGCAGAGGGCAGGUGACGCAGUCUCCGGCCCUGAGAGUGCUGAGCACCAGCGGAACCACCGUAUGCGCACUGAGACAAAAGCAGCAAAGACUCUGUGCAUCAUUAUGGGCUGCUUUUGCCUGUGCUGGGCUCCAUUCUUCAUCACCAACGUGGUGGACCCUUUCAUAGACUACACAGUGCCCGAACAGCUGUGGGCAGCAUGCCUGUGGCUGGGCUACAUCAACUCCAUGCUUAACCCCAUCCUCUAUGCCUUUCUCAACAAGUCCUUCCGCCGUGCCUUCCUCAUCAUCCUUUGCUGCGGCCACCAGCGCUACCGACGGCCCUCCAUCCUCGCACCUAGAACACCCUGCACAGCUACACAGAUCAACGGCUCCACACAUGUGCUCAAGUACUCAGUUUUACACAAUGGGAACAACGUCGAACAGGAGAAACUGUCAGUGCAGAAUGACACAGAGUCACAGGAAUCCUGCUUCUGAUCACAUUUUAUCAGGGCAGAAACUGGAAGGUGCCAUCGCUCACCAUCAGCCCCCUCAAAUCUGCAGUGCAAACUCACACAGUGGAGUCCAGGAACAAAUUACUGAGUGCUGGACUGAGCUGAGUUAUAUGCCCUAAAAUCUUGUGAACAAUGUUGCCAAAGGUAUUUGAUUUAUAUUUAAGGAUUUAAUUAUUUCUAAGGUUUAGAUCCGUUAACGAGUUCCGCUUGUUCCCCUGUGACUAUGAUUAAGUAACAUGCCAAAAUAUGGUUUCACACACAUUUUUUGUGAGAAAUAUUUAAGCAGAAUUUACAAUCAGGAGAACAUUUCUGUGGCACAAAAGUCGCAUAACAAACACACCGUGUUAAAUUGUGUUGGUUUUAUUUAAGUCUCACAUUGCUGAUGCAAUUAUUUCUUUUCUUUUUUUGCAGUUUUUACAGUAUGUAUAAAAAUGUUCAUUCAUAGAAAAAUAAUGUUCGGCAAAUAAUUAAUUUACAAUUCCAUGCUGUUUUUGAUCCACUCUGACAGACAAGUGACAACAGAAAACGUGCCUUUGGGUGAUAUUAAGAGCAGGAAAACAAAUUCAUGUUCUCUAAAAAAAAUUUCCAUUACAUAAAUAUAGUCCUUAGUUCUUAUGGAUCCAAAACUGAGGUCAUUGUUUGGACAGGAAUGAUGGUACUUGAGUAUCUUUGUUAAAUCCAUGUUGUUGGGUUUGUUUGUUUUUUUUUAAACAGAUGAUGUAACCCACUCAGAUAUGUCAUUUUCUCUCUCUGAUCAUGUUUAUUGCAUUAUGAGCAUCAAAUAAGUUCUCUACGUUCAUUUGGACCAAGGUUCUGCUUUGCAUACCUCACCUCACCUAACAUUUAUUUAUACAGUCAUUGUCAUCUAGUGCAUUGUCUGGUUUAAUCCUGGAUGCCUCCGAUAUGCGUGCAUCCAACAUGUAUCAUUUCUUAUGAAUCUGCAGAACAAAACCAUAUCCGUGUGCUUCAGACGUUGUCCGAUUGUCUUCCUAAAAUUCAUGCUAAUCACAAAUCUGGCAAAACCUUUACUUCUAUCAAUCCUGAAAUAAGCAGCCUAUAGACUAGGGUUUUUUUUCAGUCUUCAUCCGAGCCUCCAAUGAGAUCAUCAUAAACAUCAUGUCAUAAAACUGCAAAAUGUUCAGUGUCAGCUAUCCUCAGCAGAGACUUUAACUUCCGAUGAAAGAAUUGUCACAGGAUCGACGCAGGUUAUUUACUUACAGGUUGAUCUGUCACUGUUUCAUCCAGAUACAUAAAAAGCGAAUGGAAAACCCUUCAGAAUAAUUAUUCCAAUCAUGCUUUGUUUUUAUUUCUACAUAAUAAUCUCUUCUGCAAUUAAAGCACUUAUAGCACUUUUAAAAGAUAUUGACUACAGUUUUCAUAAAAGAUACAGUAUUCUUGUUGCUAAUAUUUUAACUGAGACCAAAUUUUUAAAGGAAGAACAAGGAAAAUUCCUUAAAUGUGACAGUUUGUUAAAGUGUUAAGUGUGGUGCUGGUGUUGUUUUAUCCCAAAAAGAGAGGGAAGCUCGUGAACAAACAGCUCCAUGUGCUCUGCAUAUGCCCUGUACAGCUAGCUACAUGUGUACAUGAUGGGGAGGGGGAAACCCUCAGAGUGUGUUUUAUCCUUUUUUGCCAACAAAGCUAAAAACCAUUCACAGGUGGAUAGCAAAAGGUAUAAUUUUGUGUUGUUUUUUUUAGCAGGUGGUCUUUAUAUUCUGAAGGUCAGAGAUUGGCACGUAAGUCUGCUUUGAAUUUGCUGUAAAUAGGAAUAAUUUAUGCGAGGAAUCUGGUUGUGAUCUUUAUGAACCCUUGCUUCAAGUCUGAGGUAUUAUUCUUGGAGAUUAUUCUAACAGUUAGAAUAAAUGCUGGACUGCACAGUGUACGCAACAUCCCACAGAGAUAUUAAGAUAUUCAGGAUCACUUAGACGUUCACAAUCACCUUGUGCCCAUACAAGUUUUAGUUGUUUUUUUUUUAAAAACUUCAGAAAAUACUGCCAGACAGAAUUUCAUACUGACUGUGAAGCUUGGAACUUUCAUUUAAUGAGAAUGUAGUAAAGCGUUUAAUUCGUUUUUUUUCUUCUUCUUCCAGUGCAUUUUGGUACAGAAUACAAAAUUUCCCAAGAUGUACAUAGGAAUCAGCUUAGUUUUAAAGUACGCUCUUCGGUUCACGGUACUCAGGAUAAGUAGGUGCAACGUCAACUUCAGAAUUACCAAGGCAGGCUUGACAGCUGUGUAUUAAAAAGUGAUUUUGAAGGAUGUUAAUUAACAACAAGCAGUCUGGAAAAUUAUUUUAAUGCUCCUGUUCCACUCUGAUACUUCGGGCUUUUUAAUUAUGUAGCACCCGUUGACCAUGAGUCACUGAGCACUCAGCAAUUUUAGUAGCAGAUGCAAUCAUGAAAGAAAAAACAAAUCACUUGCAUAAUUUUACUAGUGUCAGUGUGAAGUUUGCUGAUGAGCAUGCAUUUGACUCUCAGCGUGUCGGGCACAGACGUGAAGUGACACAUCCGAAAGUGUGUAGAAAGCUUUCCCACAAUGGCUGCCAAAUACCUAUUGCGAGUUAGCAAUGCAGUUUUACUGAACUGUGCUUCGUAAUUCUCCGACUCUCUGAUCUUGUUAUGGGUGACGCAUUACAGCGAUGUUAUAGUGUGACAUGAAAGCUCACGUAGGCAUGAGGAAUGAACAAGGAUACUUCUUUUGUGUAUCCUUGCCCUAAAGACCCAUUCUCUGUAUUGUUAUAUUGUUCCCACUCUCUCUCACUCGCUCUCACACACACACUUACACAAACACCACUGUGUAUGAAACCCUGAAGGCAGAAGUUCUAAAACAUGAAUGUGUUGUAAAUCUGUCCAUAAGUUGUACAAAAAAUUUUGUAAACUCAGUAUUUAUUUUGGUGGAUAUAAAGAUUGAUAUUUUUCAUGUAAGGCUUCUCUUUCAGGGAGCUAUGUGGAUUACUUUUUCUGUUGCUAUGUGACAGCUCUAAUACAUGAUGAUAAUUAAAGAUGAUGGGAUAUAAUGUA
Molecule: messenger RNA, 4742 nt
Organism: Tachysurus fulvidraco (yellow catfish)
Lineage: Eukaryota; Metazoa; Chordata; Actinopteri; Siluriformes; Bagridae
Gene: htr4
Product: 5-hydroxytryptamine receptor 4
Exons: 8
Coding region: 536-1711 (391 amino acids)
Biological process (GO): regulation of appetite; adenylate cyclase-activating adrenergic receptor signaling pathway; chemical synaptic transmission
Cellular component (GO): plasma membrane
Molecular function (GO): G protein-coupled serotonin receptor activity
Source: RefSeq, a predicted model, not a curated record